Messenger RNA from Symbiodinium pilosum, 210 nucleotides. The record is from the annotation of a GenBank genome assembly. Lineage: Eukaryota; Dinophyceae; Suessiales; Symbiodiniaceae.
AUGAACGUCGACAACGAGGCGUGGGAUCGUGUGCACCCUUAUCUCGCCUACGGCUUCAGUUCUGCUGGCCAGUCUCUGGUGGCUUCUGUAGGCUAUGUUGCAGUCAACACUGCCUUGCUCGCCAAGAUGCAGAUCAGGAACCUCAGAGGGGUGUGUCAGGGGAGCUUGAGUUCCGGGAACCGGGGCACUGACGGGGCCUUCCGAUGUUGA